CACAACACUAUAAAUUCCCACACCGAGAUUCUCGCCCAAACCUCCCAGCAUCACUCACAUACACACACACUCUUCUCGCUACUCGCCCCCGAUCCGAAAGGGCAAACGAAAAUCUCUCAUCUCCGUACUCGCAUUAGGGUUUGAAAAUGGCGGAGGAAUCGGCGGAGAGCACGGUCACGACGGCGGCGACCGGUGAAUCGCUUCUUGACAAGAUCAGCGACAAGCUUCACGGUCACGAUUCUUCCUCCGAUUCCGAUUCCGAGAAACCCUCCCUUUCUUCCGUUAAGCAGAAGAUUUUCCGCCUUUUCGGUAGGGAGAAGCCCCUCCAUUCCGUCCUCGGCGGCGGAAAGCCUGCUGAUGUUCUGUUGUGGAAGAACAAGAAGGUAUCUGCUGGUGCACUUGGAGUAGCUACUGCUGUUUGGCUCUUUUUUGAGCUGCUUGAAUACCAUCUUCUUACUCUAGUGUGUCACAUUUUGAUUCUUUCGAUUACGCUUUUGUUUUUGUGGUCCAAUGCUCAUACCUUACUUCACAAGGCUCCGCCUCGCAUUCCUGUGUUUCAUCUUCCUGAAGAGCCGUUUCUGGAAAUUGCGUCUGCAUUGAGAAUUGAGAUCAAUCACGGGUUUGCUGCAUUGCGUGAUAUUGGUACUGGAAAAGAUGUGAAGAAAUUCCUCAUUGCUAUUGUUGGCUUGUGGAUUCUAUCCAUUGUGGGGAGUUGGUGCAAUUUCUUGACUCUGUUCUACAUAAAUUUUGUUCUGUUGCUCACAAUUCCUUUCUUGUAUGACAAGUAUGAGGAUAAGAUAGACCCUCUGGCUGAGAAGGCAGCCCAUGAGAUUAAGAAGCAGUAUGUGGUGUUUGAUGCAAAGGUCUUGAGUAAGGUCUUGAGUAAGAUUCCAAAAGGUCUAUUGAAGGGGAAGUUAGCUUAGUGUUCAAGGAUUUGUGUACUUUUGUGAAAGAGAAAGAACAAAAAAAAGCUCCACUUGAGUAUUUUUAAAUACAGGAGCCUCUUUCUGUUACCACCAUAUACCAAGUGUUGUUUUGGGGUUGUUUCUAGGCCUGGUUUGAUAUUCAUACUCAUGGGUUUAGCUUCAUGAUGUAGUGUUAAUUUUUUGCUACAGGCGCCUGGAUUUUAUUGGCUGCAGUGUUGGAUUCCUUGUAGUCAUUCAGUCAGUGGCUGUUGUAAGCUAAAAAUAUUAAUAUGUUAAGGUUGUUUUUAUAAAAUUGCUUAGUUUUUCUUUC
Molecule: messenger RNA, 1236 nt
Organism: Lotus japonicus
Lineage: Eukaryota; Viridiplantae; Streptophyta; Magnoliopsida; Fabales; Fabaceae
Product: reticulon-like protein B5
Exons: 5
Coding region: 147-923 (258 amino acids)
Source: RefSeq, a predicted model, not a curated record